Molecule: messenger RNA, 416 nt
Organism: Schistosoma intercalatum
Lineage: Eukaryota; Metazoa; Platyhelminthes; Trematoda; Strigeidida; Schistosomatidae
Source: the annotation of a GenBank genome assembly
UGCUUUCAUAUCAUUUUAUACAUAAAUGAUCAGUCAUAAUUUAGUAAUCUAUUCCAUUAUUACGAUAUGCAUUCUAACUGUACAUUACGUGAAUUGUGCUGGUAUACUAUGGGGUGAUCAUUCAACCGACACAACAACGACAUAUAUAAAAACGACAACGAAAGCUUCAAGACCAGUUACUGAAAAACAAGGACCAUUUAUAAUUAAUGAUGAGAACAGACUUAUUCGUCAUUAUCCCAGAAGACAACCGAAACUAAUUUGUACACAGAGAGGUGGAAUAAUUCAAUGCUAUUAUGUAAAUAAAGGCACUAGCAUUCAACGUUUCAAUGGAAAAGGAUUAUUAUGGUCACUUUCAACAUUGAAUUUUAUAUAUUUACUUAUAUCAAGAUAUUGGUGAAUAAAAGUUGUGACGAUAA